AUGGCUAUUCAGAACGCAGAGCGCGUGUACAUUCUACGAGAUGAACGCCCUCCAUUCGAAGCUGCUGGUGAGUUCGAAUGGAAACAGGGGUGUUGGGAUCCACGUACGGUUGGCUUGUCAAUCGAUGCCACGCCAACGACUGCACGAAGUGUUUUAAGACUAAUUAAAGAAAUGAAAGAGCUUAAAAGAAACCCAGUGAAAUACUGUAGAGCGGCACCGAGAGCCGAUAACAUUCAUGAAUGGACUGCAGUGAUCAAUGGGCCCGAAAAUACCGUUUAUGAAGGUGGUACGUUUUUCGUGCAGAUGUUUGUGCCGCCAACAUACCCUUUCAAUUCACCUAAGGUGCAAUUCUUAACAAGGAUAUAUCACUGCAAUAUCAAUCGACACGGUGUUGUUAAUAUUGGUAUUUUACGUGAUCGAUGGAGUUCCUCAAUGACAAUUGCAAGAAUUUUGCAAGAAAUAGUUGGUCUUCUAUAUGAUUGCAAACCCGAAAAUGCUCUGCUUGAAAAUGUUGCGGAACAGUAUGUGAACAAUCGAAAGGCAUUUGAUGCUAUAGCACGAGUUUGGACACUACGAUUUGCUCACUGA
Molecule: messenger RNA, 588 nt
Organism: Brugia malayi
Lineage: Eukaryota; Metazoa; Nematoda; Chromadorea; Rhabditida; Onchocercidae
Product: Ubiquitin-conjugating enzyme family protein
Exons: 5
Coding region: 1-588 (195 amino acids)
Source: RefSeq, a predicted model, not a curated record